Messenger RNA from Megachile rotundata (alfalfa leafcutting bee), 1881 nucleotides. Its product is annotated as enolase. Gene Ontology annotation, molecular function: magnesium ion binding; phosphopyruvate hydratase activity. The record is from RefSeq and is a predicted model, not a curated record. Lineage: Eukaryota; Metazoa; Arthropoda; Insecta; Hymenoptera; Megachilidae. Gene Ontology annotation, biological process: glycolytic process. Gene Ontology annotation, cellular component: phosphopyruvate hydratase complex.
AAUAAUUUGUUGUCAGAUAAGAACAAGUAUUCUGUAAAAGAGUAUAUACAUAAUAAGUGUAUAUUUAAUAAACAGGGCUGUUUCAAUUCAUCUCCCCAGACUCAUAAAAUAAAUAUAUGUACCAAGUGUUCCAUUAAGCUGAUACACCCCUAAUUGUUAACUUUACAAGAAAAUAAAAUAAUAUAAAAUUGAUGGAGUUACAACUACACACCCUGUAUAGUGUACUUCAACUAUUUCCAGUUGAAAAUGUCUACAAACAUGGCGUAGUUCACAAAACCAUUUUCCCUUCAAAAUUCUCAAUAACAAACAAAAUGUAUCUCAUACAAUAGACAAACCAUAUCCUCAUUCAUAAAUAGACCACAUCUAACAUUGAAAUAGUCAUUCAGAAAACAUAAACAGGACAAGAUGCCAAUUCAAAAACUUAAAGCUCGCCAAAUUUUCGACUCCAGAGGUGAACCGACAUUGGAAGUGGAUAUGAUCACGGAUGUUGGAUUACUGAGAGCUUGUGUGCCGUCGAUUCUAACGCCGAGUGCUAACCAAGCGCAGGAACUAAGGGAUGGAAAUGAAGCUAUGUAUCAUGGACGCUCCGUGUUCAGGGCCGUUGAUGUAAUUAACAACAUUAUUGCACCGCAACUUUUGAAAUCGAGAUUAGAGGCUUGCCAACAAAUGGAGAUAGAUAGUUUGCUGAACCGAUUGGACGGUACUGAGAAUAAAUCGAAAUUAGGCGCGAAUGCGAUCCUUGGUGUUUCCAUUGCAUCUUGCAAGGCUGGAGCGGCCAAGAAAGGACUUCCGGUUUACAGAUACAUUGCUGAAUUAGCUGAGAAUUCGGAGCUUUAUCUCCCUGUUCCGUCUUUCACCAUGAUCAGCGGAGGCAGACACGCCAACAACACUUUACCAUGCGAGAAAUUUAUGAUCUUACCCAUAGGAGCGGAAAGUUUCGCGGAUGCGAUGAAGAUGGGCACAGAAGUAUACAAAGUAUUGGAGAGAAAAAUUGCAACCGCACAGGAAAUACAGUUACCACUUCCCGUUAGCGACGAAGGCGCAUUCACUCCUUUGGAAUUGGAAGAAGAUAGAGAAGCCUUAUUGUUACUAGACGAAUCCAUCAGAGAAGCAGGUUAUGAGGGAAGAAUUAAGAUAGCUUUGGACAUGGCCGCCAGUGCCUUUUACAAAGAAGGAGGAUACGAUUUACAAUUUAAAACCGAAGAGUCUGACCCCGACGACUACAUGGAAGCAGAAGCGCUGCGUGAUCAGUACUUAGAGUACCUAUCAGAGUACCCGUCCGUCGUGUCCAUCGAGGAUCCGUUCGAUCAAGAUGAUUGGGAAGGUUGGCUCACGAUGGCCGAUCAUCAAGAAGAAGUUCAGAUUGUUGCGGAUGAUCUGACGGCGAUGAACAUCGACAGGAUCGAGGAAGCGAUUGAGAGGCAGAUGGCCAACGCUAUUACUCUGAAAAUGUCGCAGAUUGGAACUGUAACGGAGACGAUCAAUUGCGCGAGACUGGCGAGAAUCAGUAACUGGGGAUACGUCGUGGCGGCGUGUCAAGGUGAAACGGAGGAUAAUUUCGUGGCUGAUUUAGCCGUUGGUUUGUCCGCUGGGCAGUUUAAGGCUGGAGCACCCUGCAGAACCGAGAGGACCGCGAAGUAUAAUCAGUUGUUGAGAAUCGAGGAGGAACUUGGGAAAGACGCGAAAUAUGCUGGAAUCCACUUUAGACAUCCCUUUGCUAGAUAACUUACUUAAUUCCUUAACAUUUUUAUUGAUAAUCUUGUAGAGUUUAUCAUUUAUCAGAAAGGCAAACGCAAAACAUAUUUAACAAUAAGAUAGAGGCUCACAUGAAAAAUUAAAAAAAUCCGAUAUUCCAAGAAAGAUUAAUACAAGCAAACUAUG